Strongyloides ratti is the source of this 4191-nucleotide messenger RNA. Its product is annotated as Ubiquitin carboxyl-terminal hydrolase. The transcript has 3 exons. Gene Ontology annotation, cellular component: nucleus; cytosol. The coding region runs from base 1 to 4191 and encodes 1396 amino acids. NCBI's taxonomy places the organism in Eukaryota, Metazoa, Nematoda, Chromadorea, Rhabditida, Strongyloididae. Gene Ontology annotation, molecular function: cysteine-type deubiquitinase activity; protein binding; cysteine-type endopeptidase activity. Gene Ontology annotation, biological process: regulation of protein stability; protein deubiquitination. The record is from RefSeq and is a predicted model, not a curated record.
AUGCUUAACGGUGACAAUGCUGCAAGAAAGAAACGAUUUUUAGAAACUGACAAAGUUUCAUAUGAAUCUAUUGCUAAAGAUAAGGAAACUUUUGAAAAUGAUAAACCAGAAUUAAAACGAAACAAUUUACUAAAACCGAUAAUAAAUAAAGAUAAAAAUAUAACAAUAACAACACCUGAAGAUACCACUAACAAAAUAAUGGAAACUGAUUCACCUGAAAAACUGAUUGAAAAAACUGUUUUAGCAAUUUCAAAAAAUGAUGAACAAAAAGUUAUAAUUAAAGCAUUGAGUAAGAAAGAAAUUGAUAAAGAUAUAAUAAGAACAAAUGAACCUGUAAAGAAGACAGUUAUUCCUAAUCCUUCUGUUGUAAAAGUAAAAGAAGAAAAGAAAAAAUCUAAAAGUACAGAUAAUGAUAUAUACAAAAUAAGUCCAGAUGAUAAAAAAAUUGUUAUAAAAAGAAGUCACAAAGUUGACGAUUCAUUAAUUAAACUCAUACCAACACGCAAAGAAGAGUCAUCUAAAAAAGAGACAAAUGAAAAUUUAGAUGAUUUAAAAUGUACAGAAGAUAUUAUGGAACAUGAUAAUAUUGAAACAAUGGAUGAAGCUACCGAUGAAAUAUUUUCUAAUGAUGAUGAAAAUCCAAAUACUCCUGAUGAAAAUCAAUAUGAUGGUGAUGAUGAACCAUUUACUCCACCUUUUGAUGAAUCGAAUUUUUCUAAUUCACCUAUUGAUGCUACAAUGGGUGGAAAUUCUGAUUUCGAUGAUUCUUAUGGGCCAAGAACACCUGACAGUGAUUCAAAUAAUAAUGAUGAUUAUCCUGCCAGUAGCUCUGAAACAGAAACUCUUCCAGAUUCUGUUGAUGAAGAAGAAUAUGAACGUUUUUGUCCAGAAAAUGUAAUUUAUGUUAGCAUUAAAGGUGUUUCUGAAAUUGCAACAAUGCAAGCAGAUCAACAAAAAUUAAGUGAAAUUGUUUAUAUUAGAGGGUUACCAUGGCGUAUAUUAUUAUUACCACGUGAUAUACGUGUUACUUCUGGUGACCGAGCUGUUUUCAAACGGAGUCUAGGAUUUUUUUUACAAUGUCUUGGAGAUAAUGUUUGUACAGCAUGGUCAUGUUUAGCUAUGGCUGAUUUACGUAUAAUGUCACAAAUUCCUGGUGGUACUGAUUAUAAUAGAAAUGUAACACAUAAUUUUCAUGCUGAAGCUAAUGAUUGGGGCUUUUCACAAUAUAUAACUCUUGAAUUACUUCUUGAUUCUAAAAUUGGUUAUUGUUAUAAUGAUACAAUACUUAUGAAAUGUCAUGUAUUUGCUGAAGUUCCUCAUAAUAUAGGAUGGGAUAGUAAAAGACGUACUGGAUAUAUUGGAUUAAAAAAUCAAGGUACAACAUGUUAUAUGAAUAGUCUUUUACAGGCAUAUUUUUUUAUUGAUGAAUUUCGUAGAUCAAUAUAUAAAAUUCCACUUGCUGAACCAUCACAUUCUGAGACAUCUGUUACAUUGGCAAUGCAAAGAGUUUUUUAUGAAUUACAAAAAAAUGAUCAAGCAGUAUCAACAGAAAAAUUAACAAAAUCAUUUGGUUGGGAUCCAUCUGAUACAUUACAUCAACAAGAUGUUCAAGAAUUUGCCCGUGUUUUGCUUGAUAAUUUAGAAUUAAAAAUGAAAAAUACAAGUGUUGCAGAUGCCAUACCUAAUCUUUUUAAAGGUACACUUAAAAGUUAUGUAAGAUGUACAAAUGUUGAUUAUGAAUCAUGUCGUUAUGAAACAGUAUAUGAUGUACAAUUAAAUAUAAAAAAUUGUAAAAAUGUUAUUGAAUGUUUUGAUAAUUAUGUUGAAGCUGAACCUCUUGAUGGUGCAAAUAAAUAUGAUGCUGGAGAACAUGGUUUUCAAGAUGCUGUUAAAGGUCUUAUUUUUUUAGACCUUCCAAAACUUCUUUAUCUUCAUUUAAUGCGUUUUAGAUAUGAACCACAAGCAGAAACAUAUAUGAAAGUUAAUGAUCGUUGUGAUUAUCCGGCUGUUUUAGAUCUUAAUAAAUAUGUUGAAAGACAAGAGGGUGAUACUACAAAUUAUAAAUAUCAUUUACAUGGUGUUCUUGUACAUUCUGGAGAUUUUAGUGGUGGACAUUAUGUUGCAUAUAUAAAUACGGGACUUUAUGAUGGUGAACAAAGAUGGCAUCAAUUUAAUGAUGAAACUGUAUCUGAAUGUUGUCAUCGUGAAGUUUUUCUUGGUAAUUUUGGUGGUGAUGCAUCAGAAAAAGUUGGUAAACCAUAUUCUGGUGCAUAUAUGCUUGCAUAUAUACGUGAAGAUUCAAUUGCUGAAGUUCUUAAUCCAGUUACUGAUGAUGAUAUACCAAAAGAAUUAAAAGAAAGAUUUUUAGUUGAAGAAAAAGAAGAAGAAGCACGUCGUAAAGACAAAGUUACUUCAUAUUUAUAUCAAUCUUUUAGAAUAAUGUGUCCAAAAAAUCUUUUUAAAUAUACAGCUUUAGAUUUAAUGAAUGCUACAAGUCAAGAAGAAUUUGAAGAAAUUAAAUUACAAAAAAAUAUGACACUCAGUCAACUCCAUGAUUUUAUAUCUCGUUUAUAUGAAAUACCAGAAAGUAAAUUUCGUAUAUGGCAACUUCGUUUAACAAAACUUAAAAAAGAUGGUAUUGAAGCACAAUUAGGUUCAUAUCGUCCAAUGCAAUUAUUAGGAAAAUAUGAUGAAAAGUUUCAACCAAAUAGUAUUGAAAUUGGUGCAUUAGGUGAUGAUAAUGUUGUAUUUUUAGAAUAUUAUAAAAGAAAAGAAAAUAAUAAAAUUUAUUAUGAUGAAUUACCAGCAUUCAGUUCUACAAAUGAAUUAUUAUUUUUUAUAAAAGUUCUUUAUAAUAAUGAACAAACUGAUACACCAACUGUUAGUGUUAAAGAUAUUAUUAUAUUAUCACUAAAUAAACCAUUAACAGCAUAUAUGAAAGACUUUUGUAGAAUAUGCAAUUGUUCUGAUCCAAAUGGAAUUAAAAUUUAUGAAGAAAUUUCACCUGAUCAAAUAAAAUUAAUAAAAGAUAAGCAUUUACUUAUUAAAGAAACUCUUAAUUUAAUUGAUGGUGGUAUAUUAAUUCUAGAACAAACAAAAUAUAUACCAACAAUAGGUACAGUUUUAGAAUGGCAUGAAAAAGUUUAUAAUGAUUGUGUUAUUCGUUGCAUGCCAGUUUCUCAUAUGGUAUAUAAAACAUUAAAUCAUACAAGUUUUUUUACUGAUGAUGAGCAACCAGAAAUAUUAAUGGGAAUGUCAAUGAAAUGUACAUUAGCCCAAGUUGCUCAAGAAUUAUCUAAUCAAUUAUUUGUUGACUCAGAUAAGAUAUAUUUUUAUAAUUCUGAUUUAUUAAGUUUAAAAACACCACAAUUUUCAUUACCUAAAACUAGUUUUAAUAAUAUAACACUUGAAAGUCUUUGGAAAUCAAGUCAUGGUGAACCUCAUGAUCCUAGAUAUAAUUUAAGACCAUACUAUUUACAUUUUUCAUUAGUACCAUUUAGUGUUAAUGAACUUUUUAAAUUAAGAUUAACAAUGAAAAUUCAAGUUGUAGUUAAAAAACAAAAAGUUGAAGAUCGAUUUAUUUUUCCAAAACCAACACAAACUGUUAAAGAUGUAUUGGAAGAAUUUAAAGAUGAAUUUAAAAUAGGUGCAUGUAAUGAAAAUAUUAAUUUACGUAUGUUAUUAGCUGGUUGUGAAAGUAGAUCUAAUCGUGUUUUCCAUUGUUAUCCACCUCAUACAUCAAUACAAAAUGUGUAUGAAAAAACAAAACCAAAUUCAUUAUACAUUGCCAGAAUUGAAGAAAUUCCUACAGAUCAAAUUAAUGUUGAUGAGACAAAUGAAUACUUAAUGCCUGUUUCCUUUUUUGAUAAAGAUCCUAUAAAAUUGUACGGUGUUCCAUUUUUCUUUAAAAUAACAAAUAAUGAAUCAUAUGCUAUGGUUAGAGAAAGAAUCAGAUUAUAUUUAGGUACAAGUAAAAAGGAUUUUGAUAAAGCAAAAUUCACUUAUGUUCAAAAUGGAAAAAUUGUAAAAGUUAUGAAUACAUCAACAUCAUCAACAGCAAAUUUAUCAGAAUUAAAACAAUAUAAUGUUGGACAAAAUCGUAUUUUACCAUUCUUCUUAGGAAUUGACUUACCAAAUAAAAUUCACCAACCUAAACAAUCAAGUGAGAAGUCAAUUGUCAUUCGUAAUUAA